Molecule: messenger RNA, 3756 nt
Organism: Microsporum canis CBS 113480
Lineage: Eukaryota; Fungi; Ascomycota; Eurotiomycetes; Onygenales; Arthrodermataceae
Product: copper-sulfate regulated protein 1
Exons: 2
Coding region: 1-3756 (1251 amino acids)
Biological process (GO): copper ion homeostasis; monoatomic cation transport
Cellular component (GO): membrane
Molecular function (GO): ATP binding; ATP hydrolysis activity; P-type divalent copper transporter activity
Source: RefSeq, a predicted model, not a curated record
AUGGCAGACACCAGCAAGACUGCAUCUUCGUGCUGCCGCUCUGGCUCUCCUAAGAUGCAGGUCCCUCGGAUAAAUAUACCCACAGAAGGCCUGAAGACGACCCUGCUUGUCAAUAACAUACAUUGUUCCUCCUGUGUGGCCUACGCUAAGGAAGUCCUACAUGUUCUCCCUCAUAUUAAUGACAUCGAGAUUUCCAUCCUUGCACACGAAGUGACAGUCCACCACGGCUCUGAGACAACCACAUCCGAUCUUGUAAAGGCGCUCUCCGACGCCGCGUUCGAAGUAUACCAUGCCGACACUUACAACCAAUCCGGAGUCAAAGUCGGUGAUUUGGAUACCUCUUCGUCAGUGGGCAGUCCGUGGCCGGAGUCUGGCCUCUUGAACUCUCCUCGAUCCCGAAAGAUCUUGGGAAGGUUGCGCUCUGCGUCCCCAGAUACGCGGAAAUCACACCAUAUCGCAAACUGCCUGGUCUGCAGACAGGAAUAUGAAGCUGGGUCUAACUUGGGCCAUAAAGGGGACCGGUUGGGAGUUCCUCAUCCAAGUCAAGAGAGCCAUAUAGAGACACCAAAGCGAACACCAACUCCGCAGUUACCCGGGCCAGUGUCUCGAUCAGCCGUGGCUCCAGUGGUGCUUGCAAAAGACCCGCUGAGCAUUGGUGGAAUGACCUGCGCUUCUUGUGCCAACGCUGUCACGGCUGAAAUACAAUCCUCAAGCCAUGUUGUUUCAGCUACAGUCAGUCUUAUCACAAACAGUGCUGAAGUGUUGUUUCAAGGCCCCAAGGAAAAUAUCGACAAGGUUAUCCGCCAGGUUAAGGAUAUUGGAUUCGAGGCGUCUGUUGAAAAAGUUUCGCUCCAACAGGGCCCUCUCAAGGAUGCUUACGUCGCAAAUGUGAGCAUCAAGGGCAUGACCUGUAGCUCUUGCGUCGGGUCUGUUACCAGAGCACUUGAUGCUUGUCCAUAUAUUACCAAUGCCACGAUACAUCUACUGGGGAACUCGGGGAGGGUAGAGUUCCAAGGCAAAGAAAAUCUUAAUGAUAUCGUCACCAGAAUAGAAGACUUGGGUUUUGAAGCUACAAUCGUUGACUGUGGUUCACUGGCUGAUGACUCCCCUGCUUCCGAAGAGGGAGCAAAAAGGAGAACUAUUCAGGUCAAGAUAGAUGGGAUGUUCUGUCCACAUUGCCCUCAAAAGGUUGUGGAUGCUCUUAAAGGAAUCUCAGACGGAGCUGUGACCAUUGACAAUGAACUCACCUUACAAGACCCGGUCCUCACCCUCUCCUAUACUCCAAACUCUCCGUCCAUGACUAUACGAAAUAUCCUUUCUACCAUCGAUGCCGCAAAUGAAGUUUUCAAAACAACAGUCUAUCACCCCCCUACAAUCGAGGACCGCUCUAAGGCCAUGCAGAUGCAUGAACAAAGGCGGCUGCUCGUCCGCCUCCUGUUUACUUUCAUUGUGGCUAUCCCAGAAUUCCUCAUCGGUAUACUCUGGAUGUCUUUAGUCCCAAAGUCAAACAGUAUCCGGAAAUAUCUUGAGGAGCCGAUGUGGGUAGGAUCUGUCUCUCGUGCGGAGUGGGCGCUUUUCAUUCUUACCACCCCUGUUAUGUUUUUUGGCACAGAUGUGUUUCACGCUCGUGCAUUCAAAGAAAUCCGCGCUCUAUGGAGACCAGGGAGUCGUGUGCCUAUCCUCAGGCGAUUCUACCGCUUCGGUAGCAUGAACAUGCUUAUCUCCGCCGGAACAAUGGUUGCCUAUUUUGCUUCAUUGGCUGUUCUUAUUUUGAAAUCACGCAUCCCUGCUGAUGAACACGGGUCUGGAGAUAUAGUUACCUAUUUCGAUACGGUCGUCUUCCUGACGCUUUUCAUAUUGGUUGGUCGUGCCCUUGAGGCAUAUAGUAAGGCAAAAACUGGAGAUGCCGUUGCUAUGCUGGGCAAGCUUCGCCCCUCCGAUGCUAUUCUGGUUCUUGACCACAUUCCCUCUGACCAGGUUGACCCAAAUAAUAGCACUAUUCAGCGUAUAGUUGUUGAUUUGCUAGAACUUGGCGAUGUUGUUGUGAUUCCCCAUGGAGGAUCCCCUCCUGCCGACGGUAUCAUAACUGGAACUGACUCUUACAAAUUUGACGAAAGUUCUCUUACGGGAGAAUCAAUGCCUGUCACAAAAUCUAAAGGCGACAAGGUUUUCUCUGGUUCAGUCAAUGUCGGACGGCCUGUUUCAAUUCAGAUUACUGAUCUGGGAAGUACAUCUAUGCUUGAUCAAAUCGUUGCUGUCGUACGAGAGGGACAGGCAAAAAGAGCUCCAGUUGAACGCAUUGCGGAUGCUAUAACUGGAUACUUUGUGCCUACGAUCACUCUGAUUGCCAUCUUAACGUUCGUUAUCUGGCUUAGUUUGGGGCAAUCAGGUGUGCUUCCUCCCGAUUACCUGGACUCAGAACAAGGCGGUUGGCCUUUCUGGAGCUUGCAGUUUGCUAUCGCCGUCUUUGUUGUGGCAUGCCCCUGUGGACUUGCACUCGCUGCCCCCACAGCCCUAUUUGUCGGUGGUGGACUCGCUGCGAAGCGUGGAAUUCUUGUGAGAGGCGGAGGAGAGGCGUUCCAAGAAGCAAGCCGAUUGGACUCCAUUGUUUUUGACAAGACGGGCACCCUUACCGAAGGCGGUGCCCUUCGGGUUUCUGACCAUGAAGUCUUAGUUACCGAUGAGCGAGAUCGUGAGAUCGCAUGGGCCUUAGGAAAAGCACUAGAAGAAAGCAGCACCCAUCCAAUUGCCCGUGCUAUAGUCGAGUUCUGUACUGAGAGAAGCUCGGCCACUAUCAAAGAGGCUUCUGUUGAAGAAAUCCCGGGUCAUGGUAUGAAAGGAGUGUUCACAGUCCAUCUUAAUGGUAGCGACGAAGGUCUUGAGUACGAAGCAUCGAUAGGCAACCAGCGUCUCGUCGAACUUUUGGGCAGAGAAGACCCGGAUAUAUAUUUCUUGCCGAGCAUACUGUCUCGGUAUCACUCUGCCGGCAAAUCAUCUGCGAUCCUUUCUAUUCGCAAAGCGAAUGAUUCUGCAAAGUUUGUUCCCGCCAUAAUCUUUGCAACGUCGGAUCCUCUUCGUCAUGAAGCCGCACAAGUGGUCUCCCAGCUCCAAGCUAGAAAUAUUGAUGUGCAUAUGUGUACUGGAGACAAUGAAAUAACGGCUCAUGCUGUAGCCUCUGUGCUUGGAAUUCCUAGGUCAAAUGUCAUGGCUAAUGUUCUUCCGUCACAGAAAGCAGAAUAUAUCAAAAAGAUACAGAACAAUGAACUAGGAAUCAGAGCGCAGGCUUCAUCCACAAAUUCAAAAAGCAAAAAUAAGAGGAAUAUCGUCACUUUCGUUGGUGACGGUACCAACGAUUCCCCUGCCCUUGCAGCUGCAGACGUCAGCAUCGCCAUGGCAUCAGGAUCUGAUGUUGCCGUGAAUACUGCAGGAUUCAUUCUUCUCAACUCCGAUUUAAACACCAUUCUUGAUCUCUGCAAACUAAGUCGUCGAGUUUUCAAUCGCGUGAGGUGGAAUUUUCUCUGGGCUGCGAUAUAUAAUGUGUCUCUCAUCCCGGUUGCCGCUGGCGUCUUCUAUCCGAUCGUUAGCGGACAUACAGUACGUGACGGGAUGAUUGUGAACCGUCAUUGGAGAUUGGAUCCUGUUUGGGCCGCACUCGCUAUGGCUUUAAGUAGCGUCUCGGUUGUUUGUAGUAGCUUAGCUCUGAGGGUGGAAUUUACGGCUGGGAUUCGGAGAUUGCUAAGGAAGGCAAAUCGAUAG